GUGUGUUUGUAUUCUAUAUCUUAAAGAUCUUUGACAUUUAUUUUUUAUUCAAAAUAAUUAUUAUUCACAUCCAUUAAGUAUUUAUGAUUAUCAACUAUUAUUGUAGUAAUUUAUAAUUUAAUUACUUUAUUGCGUAUCAAUUUCAAAUUUAAAAGGCUAUUACAAUCAACGUAACCAUGAAAAUAUUGGAGUUAUACGCAGGUAUAGGAGGAAUGCACUGGGCAUUUAAAAGAAGUGGAGUGCCUGGAAAAGUUGUAGCUGCUAUAGAAAUAAAUCCAACUGCCAAUGAAGUUUAUAAACAUAAUUUUUCUUCAACAAAAGUAAUAAACAAAAAUAUUGAAUCAUUAACUGUUAAACAAAUUGAAGAUAUGAAUAUAGAUGCUAUAUUUAUGAGCCCACCGUGUCAGCCUUUCACUAAGAAUGGACUCCAAAAAGAUGCUGAUGAUGCUCGAACUAAUUCUUUUUUUCAUGUAUUAGAAUUAAUUCCACACUUAUCAAAUCUAAAAUUUAUAUUACUAGAAAAUGUUGAACCUUUUCAAAGUUCUUUUACAAGAAACUCUUUGAUUUCUUGUUUACAAAAUAGUGGGUUUUGUUUUAAAGAAUGUAUUUUAAACCCACAAGAUUUUAAUGUACCAAAUAGUAGAACAAGAUACUUCCUAAUUGCUAAAAAAAACAAUUUAGCGUCUUGUUUUUCGCAUUUAGAAGAGCAACAACUUGAUUCUAGUAUGAUUAUCAACACCUUAUCAGAAUGUAGUCUUUAUCAACAAUAUCAAACUCGAUAUCCUGAAUUUUUUGGUCAUAGAUGUCAACCUUUAAGUGAAAUAAUUGAAAAUAAUAUAAAUGAAAAUGAAGAUUAUAUUGAUAGAAAGUUAUCUAACACUGUUGUAAAGAAGCAUUUAAAAGUUUAUGAUGUGAGAACACCUGAGGAUCGAGGAUCCUGUUGCUUUACAUCUGCAUAUGGUCGAUAUGCUGAGGGAACAGGAUCUAUUUUUUCUCCUCUAUCGAAAUCUGAAGUAACUGAAAAACUAAAUCAGUUUAAACUUAAUGUAAAUAAUGGAAAUCAAAUAGACGAGUAUGCAAAUCUACCUGAAAAUUUAAAAUUGAGAUACUUUACUCCAAAAGAAGUAUCAAGAUUAAUGUGUUUUCCAGAAAAUUUUGAAUUUCCUAAUUCUAUUACACAAAAACAAAAAUAUAAACUCCUUGGAAAUUCUAUAAAUGUUCACGUUGUUAGCCAUUUAAUUCUAAUGCUUCACUUUGUACCUGAUAAUAAUUGA
This is a messenger RNA of Chelonus insularis, 1274 nucleotides long. RefSeq names its product methyltransferase 2 (gene Mt2). The transcript is spliced from 2 exons. NCBI's taxonomy places the organism in Eukaryota, Metazoa, Arthropoda, Insecta, Hymenoptera, Braconidae. Gene Ontology annotation, cellular component: nucleus. The record is from RefSeq and is a predicted model, not a curated record. Bases 177 to 1274 code for a protein of 365 amino acids. Gene Ontology annotation, molecular function: methyltransferase activity.